This is a messenger RNA of Anopheles marshallii, 4722 nucleotides long. RefSeq lists its product as uncharacterized. The record is from RefSeq and is a predicted model, not a curated record. Lineage: Eukaryota; Metazoa; Arthropoda; Insecta; Diptera; Culicidae. The transcript is spliced from 10 exons. Gene Ontology annotation, molecular function: UDP-glycosyltransferase activity. The coding region runs from base 1 to 4722 and encodes 1573 amino acids.
AUGGGUUUGGAACGAUCGUUAAACCAAGUGAUGCUGUUAACGGUGGUGUUGCUAGCGAUCGGUCCGGUAGGAAAUCGGUUUGCACACGGUGCUAACAUUCUCUGCCUGAUGGCGGUUCCCAGCCCAAGCCAUCACAUCUGGAAUCGAGUUCUGGUGGAUGCGCUUGCAGCUCAAGGUCACAACCUUACGGUGGUGUCACCGGACAUUGAGCGGAAGCCAAAGCCGAACGUUACGUACAUCCAUCUGGAGAAGACGUACGACACGAUCCACGAGGGUGCCACGGCGAUCGAUUUCUACGAGAUGGGACAGGCGGGCAUACUGGAGAGUAUGAAGAUAUUCUACGAGUACGCGAUCUCCAUGUGUAUCGGUAUACUGGAUUCUAAAGGAUAUCAGACGAUCGUGGACUAUCCGAGUGAUUACAAGUUCGAUCUGGUGGUGUACGAUUUUACCUGUGGACCGUGUCUGCUCGCUGUGUAUCAUAGGUUUGGUCAGCCUCCGAUGGUUGGUGUGACGGGAUUCAAUACACCACCGUACACGACGGAUCUGAUCGGUGGCCACAAGUACUACGCCUAUGUGCCGUACUACACGCUCGACUACGAUAGCAACAUGAACUUUUUCCAGCGUUUCUACAGUGCAGCCAUCCAUUGGAUUGAUUACUUCUACCGCAACUAUGUGUUUCUUCCCGAAACGGAUCGUCUUGUUCGGGAACACGAAAAAAUGAAAGAUCUCCCCUACCUGGGUACUCUCGAUCAGAAAAUGAUGCUAAUGUUGGUAAACUCACAUCAUUCGGUCGAUUUUCCGGAACCCAUUCCUCAAAACAUGAUUCAGGUCGGAGGGUUGCAGAUCAUACCCCCCAAACCGCUGCCGGAUGAUAUAGAACGGUUCAUCAGUGCCGGUAAGAAAGGUUCGGUUCUGUUUUCGCUCGGAACGAACGUGCUCAGCAAAGAUCUCGGCCCGGAGCGUAUCAAAGCGUUCCUGCAAGCAUUCCAGCAAAUGCCGGCCUAUAACUUCCUGUGGAAGUUUGAAACCGACCUACCGUACGAUCUGCCACUGAACGUAAUGAUCAAAAAGUUCCUGCCACAGAACGAUAUACUUGCUCACCCGCACAUCAAGGGUUUCAUGACGCAUGGUGGUCUGCUCAGUACACACGAGGCAACCUGGCACGGUGUACCGAUGAUCGGUUUUCCGGUGAUCGCCGAUCAGUAUCGGAACCUCGCUAAAUCAAUUCGUGCCGGUGUGGCUGAGAAAGUUAGCCUUUGGGAAUUGAGCGCCGAUAAAAUUCGCAAUACAGUGCUGAAGGUACUGGAGUCACCACAGUACAGAGAGGCAAUUAAAGAGCGAUCGGAACUAUUUCGCGACCAACCGGAAACACCACUGGAGCGUGGUGUAUGGUGGGUUGAAUGGGCAUUGCGACAUCCAAAUGCAAAAACUAUCCAGUCACCGACACUGCUGCUAGGCCCAUGGAGAAGUGAAAUGUACGACGUUAAGCUCUGUCUUGUACUAGCUGUGCUGCUUGUACUCUACGUACUACACAAAGCGGUGGUACUGUUUUUGGUGCAAAGCUCACGAGAGCUUGUUAGAGGUGCAAACAUUCUCUGCCUAACGCCAGUGCCUAGCCCCAGCCAUCACAUAUGGAAUCGCGUCUGGAUCGAAGCACUCGCCGGAAGAGGACACAACCUGACGGUGGUGUCGGCGGACGUAGAGUAUACGGCGGCACCCAACAUUACGUACGUUCAUCUAGAACAUGCCUACUCCGAUCUGCACGAUCAUCUGGACCUGUUCCAAAUGGCAAACAAUGGCGCAUUGAUGGGUAUAAAAGAUCUGUACACCUGGGGUACGGCCAUGUGCAAAGGAGUGUUGCGUUCGAAGGGCCUUCAAGUGAUUCAAUCGUAUCCGGACGAUUUCCAGUUCGAUCUCGUCAUUGCGGACAUCACCUGUGGCCCGUGUCUCUUUCCAUUGAUGCACAAGUUCCACUAUCCUCCCCUGAUUGGUGUGACGGCGUACAAUAAUCCACAGUUUACGACGGAUUUCGUUGGUGGACACAAACAUUACGCGUACGUACCAUUCUUUACCGUGAACUACGAUUCGGACAUGCACUUCCUGCAGCGGUUCAACAACUGGUUGUUACACAAUCUCGAUCACAUCUAUCGCCAUCACAUCUUUCUGCCACGAAUUGAACAGAUGGUACGGGAUCACUUCCGCUACCGAGGCAUGCUGUCUUUGGAUCAAAUGGAGCACAACACUUUUCUGCUGUUAGCCAAUUUCCACUAUUCGGUCGAUUUUGCUGAAUCGCUUCCACCUAGUCACAUUCCUGUCGGAGGACUUCAAGUCCUCCCUCCCAAACGACUACCAGACGAGCUAGCCACCUUUACAGCUGCUGGGCGGAAAGGAUCGGUGCUAUUUUCACUCGGCACGAACGUGAGAAGUGCCGACUUGGGAGAAGAACGUAUCAGAAUGUUUCUUGAAGUGUUUCGUCAUCUGCCGGAGUAUAACUUUAUUUGGAAAUUUGAAGAAGUGCCAUCGUUCGACGUACCCACCAAUGUGUUGAUAAGAAAGUUUCUCCCACAAAACGAUAUGCUAGCUCACCCGAACGUUAAAGCCUUCAUCACACAUGGUGGCAUGCUGAGUACUCAUGAGGCAACUUGGCACGGAGUGCCCAUGGUUGGAAUUCCCUUCAUUUGCGAUCAGUAUCGGAACCUACACAAAUCAGUGGCCGCUGGUGUUGCGAUACGGCUAGAGCAUAAUUCUUUGACGAAGGACAACAUUCAAGCUGCACUCCAGGAGAUACUCACCAAUUCCAGCUAUCGAGACCGCAUACAGCAUCGGUCUGCAUUGCUUCGCGACCAACCGGAACAUCCACUCGAUCGAGCCGUGUGGUGGAUCGAGUGGGCACUACGUCAUCCAAAUGUCAAAGCAAUUCAGUCCCCAACAAAGCAAAUGUCUGUCUGGCAGUAUGAGCUGUACGAUGUAAAGCUGACACUGAUACUCCUCAUAGCACUAACGAUGUAUUACACUAAACGGCUAGUGGCACGAGCACACUUCAUUCGCAACCAUCCGUUUACUCACACUACCGCAAUCAGUUGCAAGUCAUUUGCAAAUUUUAUGCCUCAAUCAGGUGCUAGACUCACAGUACACAAGAUAAUAGCGAUGCGUUCGGACGUGUCGCUUCUCGCGCUCUUAUCGCUGGCCGCUCUGUCAGCUGGCUGGCAUGGGGUCGUACAGGGUGCGAACAUUCUAUGCAUCAUGACCGUCCCUAGUCCCAGCCAUCAUAUUUGGAACCGUGUCAUCAUGGAGGAGCUCGUGGACCGGGGACACAAUUUAACCGUCGUAUCUCAGGAUGGAGAUAAAUCCCGCACCAACCUUACCUACAUUCUGCUGGAGAAAGUGUACUCCACGCUGUACGAAGAUGAAGGAAUAGAUCUGCUGGAGGUGUCGAAAGAAACGCCUUUCCAGUCGCUGUUCACCUUCAAGGAGUUUUAUCUGAGCAUGUGCCGCGGUGCACUGAAAUCGGACGGCUUGAAUGUGAUCCUAAACUAUCCGGACAGUUUCCAGUUUGAUGUGGUUCUGUAUGAUUUCGGUUGUGGUCCGUGUCUAUUGCCAUUGUUACACAAGUUUAAUUACCCACCGUUAAUCAGCCUGACGGCGUUCAGUAAUCCACCCUACUCGGUGGACAUUGUAGGCGGACACAAACAUUACGCCUAUACGCCACAUUUUGCGCUACCUUACGGCUUCGAUAUGUCCUUUGUUGAACGGGUGUACAACACGUACAUCUGUCUGUGGGAUGCUGGGUUGCGAAAAUUGGUCAUCAUGCCAACGCUGGACGCGAUGGUAAGGAACCGGUUCGCGUUCAAAAACAUGCCCCACAUACAGGACAUCGAACGGCGCACGGUUUUGAUGCUGGUAAACACCAAUCCUUCGUUUGAUGCACCCGAGCCCUUGCCCCCGAACGUGAUACCGAUCGGUGGUGCCCACAUCAAGGCCCCUAAACCACUGCCAAAUGAACUGGAGGAGUUCGUGGCGAAGGCCAAAAAAGGUGCCGUUUUGUUUUCGCUCGGCUCUAACAUACGCUCCGAUACGAUCGGCGAGGAGCGACAGCGGAUGUUCAUUGAGGCAUUCCGCCAAAUGCCGGACUAUCAUUUCCUGUGGAAAUUUGAAUCACAGCUUAACAUUCCUCUGCCACCGAAUGUGAUCAUUCGACCGUGGCUUCCACAGAACAGUAUUUUGAACCAUCCCAGAACGAAAGCUUUCAUCACACACUCCGGUGGAUUAAGCACUCAGGAAGCUUCUUGGUUUGGUGUGCCACUGAUUGGAAUGCCGUUCUUCGUCGAUCAGCACCGCAAUAUGAAACGCUCUAUAAUCGGUGGUGUGGCGGAAAAGCUUGAUUUUGCCUCACUGUCCACCGAAAAGAUACGAACCACCGUUGUGAAGGUGCUGGAAACGCCGAUCUAUCGUUAUAAUAUGCAGCGCCGCGCAAUGUACUUUCGCGAUCAGCCAGAUAAACCGCUCGAUCGUGCAAUAUGGUGGAUCGAAUACGUGCUGCGGCAUCCAACCGUACAGCAUCUUCGUUCGCCAACGCUUAAGCUCGGUACGGCGAAAGCGAACCUUCUGGAUGUGUACUUGUUCUUUAUUGCCAUAAUCAUAUUUGUUGUGUCGUUUGCCGUGUUCAUAGUAAGACGUACAUUAUGCCGCCGUAAACGGCAAGUGAAAAAGAAACGGCAGUAA